CCAGGGACAAUAAACUCUCUCUCACACACACACACACAGAGAGUCAACACACAAUAGUUGGUCAACGCAAGAAAAAAAAGACAUAAGUCACCAUCACCAAUUUCCUUUGGCUUAACAAGAAAAAGUAAUUAACAACACCCAAUCAAAAUCAAUCAAAAACCCCAACCAAUAAUGAUUCCCCAAAUCAACUCUUCUCACAACAUCCAAAUUCCAACACCACCACAAAAAACCCAUUCCUCCUCAAUUCACCCCCAAAAUCCUCCCUCCACCGCCUCCGCCGCAUGGCCGCCGCCGCCGUCUUCAUCUUUUUCUGGGCAGCACUCUUCCCCAUCCCCGCACUUUCCGGUCCGAUUUCCGAGCACUCCAUAACCCCCGAAUUCACAGCUUCCUACUUCCACUUCAUAGACAACUCCGGCGCGUUCUUGUCAUCUCCGAACAAUUCCUUCCAGGCCCGAAUAGCCAACCCGAAGCCCGAAUCCGGAUCUUUCUACUUCGUCGUUGCCCACGUUUCCUCCAACGCGAUCAUCUGGUCGGCCAAUCGCAACCGGCCCAUCUCGCAAUCUUCUCAACUCCGGUUCACGGCGGCCGGCCUCACCCUGUACAACGACACCGGCCAUCCAAUUUGGUCAACGCCUGAAAAACUGCCGUCGGUUUCUUCUAUGCGUCUUCUCGAAUCGGGGAAUUUAGUCCUGCUUGACAUCGCGAACGACACCGUCUGGGGAAGUUUUGAUUCUCCGACCGAUGUACUCGUCGCGGGGCAGAAAUUACCCGCCGGAAAAUCGCUGGUCUCGUCGGUAAACGACGACGAUCUGUCGGAAGGCAGCUACAGGCUGGUCGUCGGAGGAAACGACGCCGUUCUGCAGUGGAAUCUGAUGAACUACUGGAAGCUGUCGAUGGACAAAAGGGCUUUUCGGGACACGAAUUCCAAGGUUGACUACAUGGUCAUGAAUUUCACCGGGCUGUAUUUGAUCGGCGAAGCGGUCGUGAUCAAGAUCACCUUCCCCGAUUCGUCGAAUUCUUCGGAUUUCAAGAUCGUUAAACUGCAUCGCGACGGUGCGCUAAGUGUAAUGAGUUUCAAUCCGAACGACGGGUCAAACAAGCCCGAGUUCACCGGACCGCCCGAUCGCUGUGAAAUUCCGUACAUCUGCCAGCGCCUCGGCGUUUGUACCAACGGCGGCUAUUGUCAGUGUGCGCCGGCGUUUCGCUCCGAUCCCAAAACGAACGCCGGCGGAGAUUGCUCGCCGACCGAUGAUUCCCUCUCGCUACCGGCUCGCUGUAAUGAUUCUUCAUCAUCAUCAUCAUCAGAAGCCGUCAAGUAUUUGAAUUUGAGGAACGAUUUGGAUUACUUCUCCAAUGAUUUCACCGACCCAAUUAUCCACGAUGCGACGCUCUCGACGUGUCAGAAUCUCUGUUCGAAGAAUUGCUCUUGUCUCGGUGUUUUCCACAGCCACAGCUUUGGUUCGUGUCACAUGAUUAUGAACUAUUUCGGUUCCGUUCUAAUCAAAUCGAGCUUGAACGAUCGCUUGGGAUACGUCAAAGCAAUAGCGGUCGAGAAUAAUAUUCCAAACGGUUAUUUGGACAACAACAAGAGCUCCGAUUUCCCUAUAUUCGCCUCCGUUUUAUUGCCUUCGUCGGGGGUCGUAAUAAUCAUCCUCGUCGCAACUUUCAUAUUGUUCCGAAGGAGGCAGAAAAGGCUGCAAAAAUACGCGAAUUCGAAGUUGGGCCGAGGCAAUUCCUCGUCUUCCACCGAUGGGGACAUCGAUUAUUUCGUAUUGAUCCCCGGUUUGCCGGUGAGGUUUGAUUACCAAGAACUAGUGGAAGCCACCGGAUCUUUCGGGACACAAAUCGGUUCGGGCGGAUUCGGGACGGUUUUCAAAGGGACCCUCAAGGACGGAACCGACGUGGCGGUGAAGAAGAUCACGUGCUUGGGGGCCCACGGUAAGAGGGAGUUCCUCACCGAGAUUGCCGUGAUUGGGAAGAUCCACCACGUCAAUCUCGUCAGGCUCAGAGGCUUCUGCGCUCACAGAGGGCAGAAGCUUCUGGUCUACGAGUACAUGAGACGCGGGUCGCUGGACCGGACUCUGUUCCACGGCGACCCCGUCCUGGAGUGGGGCGAGCGGUACGAGAUCGCGCUCGGUGCCGCAAAGGGGCUCGCGUACUUGCACACCGGGUGCGAGCACAAAGUCAUCCACUGCGACGUCAAGCCGGAGAAUAUUCUCCUCCACGAUAAGUCGCAGGUGAAGAUCUCCGAUUUUGGGCUCUCGAAGCUCCUAACCCCCGAGCAGUCAGGCCUUUUUACAACCAUGAGAGGUACUAGGGGUUACCUAGCGCCCGAGUGGCUAACGAGCUCGUCUAUUUCGGACAAGACGGAUGUAUACAGUUAUGGAAUGGUAUUGCUCGAGAUCAUAAGAGGGAAGAAAAACUCAUCACCUCAAUCACGCAAUAGUAAUAAUAAUAAUUCGGGAAGCGAUAGCAACGGGGGCAACGGCCCCCUUUCUUUGCCGUCCACGGGAGAGUCGGGGCUCGUCUAUUACCCGUUGUUUGCGUUGGAAAUGCACGAGGAGAGGAGGUAUCUGGAGCUAGUGGAUCCGAGAUUGAUGGGUCGGGUCGAGCGCGAUGAGGUGGAGAAACUCGUCCGGGUCGCACUCUGUUGUGUUCAAGAAGAGCCGAACUUGAGGCCUUCGAUGACUAGCGUGGUGGGGAUGCUGGAAGGGGCGGUGCCGCUAGGGGAGCCGAGGGUGGAGUCGUUGAAUUUCUUGAGGUUUUACGGGCGGAGAUUUACGGAGGAGUCGAGAUUGGAGCAGGAGAACAGUGAGCAGAAUGAGUUUAUGAUGAUGUACAGACAACCAAUGACUAACACUACAAGCUCUUGUGAUUCUUACUCCUAUAUGUCAUCACAGCAAGUCUCUGGUCCUAGAUAGCUUUUUUUUUUUUUUUUUUUUUUUUUUUUUUUUAAAUUUGUUUAUAAAUUCACAGAUCACAGGAUAGCAUCUUUUAGGAUAUUAGUUAUUGUUCUUUUUUUUUUUUUUUUUUUUUCCCUGGCUACAAGAAAUGGAGGAGGGAUAUUAUAGUAAUUGUUUUUUGUGCAAUUUGUAGAGUGAUUGUAACUAUAUCAGAAUUGUUAAUUUUUUUAUGUGCACAAUGAGACAACUUUGAGCACAAAUUGUUCGGCGCUGUGAUAAUAUUCGACACAUUAUUAUUUAUUAAGAUUCGAAUUUUCGUUUUCUCUGUCA
Molecule: messenger RNA, 3233 nt
Organism: Erythranthe guttata (spotted monkey flower)
Lineage: Eukaryota; Viridiplantae; Streptophyta; Magnoliopsida; Lamiales; Phrymaceae
Product: G-type lectin S-receptor-like serine/threonine-protein kinase At5g35370
Biological process (GO): protein phosphorylation
Molecular function (GO): protein serine/threonine kinase activity; ATP binding
Source: RefSeq, a predicted model, not a curated record